Molecule: messenger RNA, 1320 nt
Organism: Indicator indicator
Lineage: Eukaryota; Metazoa; Chordata; Aves; Piciformes; Indicatoridae
Gene: KCTD9
Product: potassium channel tetramerization domain containing 9
Exons: 12
Coding region: 1-1170 (389 amino acids)
Biological process (GO): protein homooligomerization; intracellular signal transduction
Molecular function (GO): protein binding
Source: RefSeq, a predicted model, not a curated record
AUGAGGCGGGUCACGCUGUUCGUUAACGGCAGCCCCCGGAACGGGAAGGUGGUGGCUGUCUAUGGGACUCUCUCAGACCUGCUGUCUGUGGCUAGCAGUAAGCUGGGGAUCAAAGCAACCAGUGUGUACAAUGGGAAGGGAGGACUCAUCGAUGAUAUCGCUUUGAUUAGGGAUGAUGAUGUUCUGUUUGUGUGUGAAGGGGAACCAUUCAUUGAUCCCCAGACUGAUGGGAGACCCCAGGAGGAGCUGACAGGGUCCCACACAGACUGGCUGACACUCAAUGUUGGAGGCCGAUACUUCACUACAACCAGGAGCACUUUGGUUAACAAGGAGCCUGACAGCAUGCUGGCCCACAUGUUUAAAGAUAAAGAUGCAUGGGGAAAUAAGCAAGAUCCUAGAGGAGCAUUCCUCAUUGACCGCAGCCCUGAGUAUUUUGAGCCUAUUUUGAACUAUUUGCGGCACGGACAGCUCAUUGUAAAUGAUGGCAUUAAUUUGCUAGGAGUGCUGGAAGAAGCCAGGUUCUUUGGGAUUGAUUCCCUAAUUGAACAGCUGGAAAUAGCCAUUAAGAACUCCCAGCCAGCUGAGGACCAUUCCCCUAUAUCUCGCAAGGAGUUUGUCCGGUUCCUGCUGGCAACCCCAACCAAGUCUGAGCUGCGCUGCCAGGGUCUCAAUUUCAGUGGAGCAGAUCUCUCACGCCUGGAUCUUCGCUACAUCAACUUCAAGAUGGCCAACCUGAGCCGCUGCAACCUGGCACAUGCCAACCUCUGCUGUGCCAACCUGGAGAGAGCUGACCUCUCUGGCUCAGUGCUUGAUUGUGCAAACCUGCAGGGGGUGAAGAUGCUGUGCUCCAAUGCUGAGGGAGCAUCUCUGAAAGGCUGCAAUUUUGAAGAUCCAUCAGGCCUUAAAGCUAACCUGGAAGGGGCUAACCUGAAAGGUGUUGACAUGGAAGGCAGCCAGAUGACAGGAAUCAACCUGCGAGUGGCCACCCUGAAAAAUGCCAAACUCAAGAACUGCAACCUGAGAGGAGCAACCUUGGCAGGAACUGAUUUGGAAAAUUGUGAUCUAUCAGGUUGUGAUCUACAAGAAGCUAAUUUGAGGGGAUCCAAUGUGAAAGGAGCCAUCUUUGAAGAGAUGCUGACACCUCUGCACAUGUCUCAGAGCGUCAGAUAGGGCAGAGAGGAAGCUUUGCCUUGUGCUCACCUAGAACCUCCUCUGCUCCAGUUUGCACCUAGUGCCCCUUGGCCUGUUGUUGGAUAUCACUGAAGUGGCCUUGUGGCCUUGUCUUGAAACUGAGCUACUCUGUGACCUUGUUGAUGUGGA